This is a messenger RNA of Hemicordylus capensis (graceful crag lizard), 3987 nucleotides long. It is a transcript of the gene RAVER1, whose product is annotated as ribonucleoprotein, PTB binding 1. Bases 45 to 2399 code for a protein of 784 amino acids. Gene Ontology annotation, cellular component: ribonucleoprotein complex. Gene Ontology annotation, molecular function: RNA binding. NCBI's taxonomy places the organism in Eukaryota, Metazoa, Chordata, Lepidosauria, Squamata, Cordylidae. The record is from RefSeq and is a predicted model, not a curated record. The transcript is spliced from 15 exons.
ACUGGAGUGGGGCCGCCGCCGCUCUUUCCCGCAUCUUCCUCUCGAUGGUUCUAUCUAGGCCCAGUGUCGGAGGAGGAAGCGGGUGGCUGGUUCCCAAGAUGGCGGCGGUAGUGGCUGUUGCUGGGCUCUCUGUGGGGGCGGCCGCCGCUGCCGCCGGAUCGCUCUCCAGCUCAGAGGCCAGUUCGUCCAGUGCUCCUGAAGAGGAAUUGCUUCCCCUGGACCCGACCGAGGUGAGAAGUCGUCUGGAGAGGAGCGCCCGGCAGUUCCGUAACCGGCGCAAGGUGCUCAUUCGGGGGCUGCCCGCAGACAUCGCCAACCAGGAAGUCCAUGAUCUGCUGAGUGACUACGAGCUUAAGUACUGUUUUGUGGACAAAUACAAGGGGACUGCUUUCGUCACCGUGUUGAAUGGGGAACAGGCAGAAUCGGCCAUUAAACAAUUGCACCUGAGCAAGCUCCGAGACAAGGAAAUCACAGUGCAGUUACAACCCACAGAUGCCCUCCUGUGCAUUGCCAACCUGCCCCAGCUUUACACACAGCAGCAAUUUGAGGACCUGGUUCGGCCCUUUGGGAAUCUGGAGCGCUGCUUCUUGGUGUACAGUGAGAACACAGGACACUCCAAAGGCUAUGGCUUUGUGGAGUACAUGAAAAAGGAUUCAGCAGCCAGGGCAAAAUCUGAUCUGCUGGGCAAACAGCUGGGAACACGGACUCUGUAUGUUCACUGGACAGAUGUCAACCAGUUGACGGUAGACCUUAUUCAUUCAAAGUGCUUAUGUGUAGAUAAACUGCCGCACAGUUACAGUGAUGUAGAAGAACUGAGUCAGGCCUUCUCUGCCAUUUAUCCUCCGACAUUUUGUCAGUUGGCGUGUGGUCAGGAUGGCCAGCUGAAGGGAUUUGCCGUCCUGGAGUACGAGUCGGCCGAGAUAGCUGAGAUGGUCCAGCAGGCCACCAAUGGCUUGCUACUUGCUGGGAACCACAUCAGAGUCUCCUUCUGUGCUCCAGGCCCUCCUGGGCGAAGCAUGUUAGCUGCUUUGAUAGCUGCUCAAGCAACAGCACUUAAUCGUGGGAAAGGGCUUCUUCCUGAGCCCAACCUUCUUCAGAUUCUUAACAGCUUAGGAAAUACUUCAUCAAUUCAGCUCCUACUCAACCCCCUUCUUCAUGGAGCCAUUGGAGGAAAGCAAGGAAUCCUGGGAGCUCCUCCAUCAGUGCCUCUCCUAACAAACCCAGCCCUGUCCACAGCUCUCCUUCAGCUAGCACUCCAGAAUCAAACACAAGCACAACAGAAGGCAUUGCUUGGAAACUUGCUCUUAGUCCAAAACCAGGUCUGGACACAGCUCCUGCAGAACAAGGAAAACCAGGCCAUAUUCCAUAAACCAGGGAUCCUGGGAGAGUCUCCGCUCGGUUCCUUGCAACAUGGAGUUCUGGGGAUGCCAAAUACUUCCGCUUCUCAGGCUGGAAAUCAGCUACUGGGUGAGAUGUCCUCAGGUGGCUCUCUGCCUACUGACAUGGCUCCAGGGCCUGUCAAGUCACCAAUCUUGCCCUCAGGGAGCCAGUCCCUGCCAUCCUUUCUGGGACCGUUGGGGAUGGAGAGGGAAGGUUCUGUGAUGGGAGCCCAGAUGCCACAGCUGACCCCACCUGGCCUGCAAGGUCUCACCACUUCCAUCCUGGGAUCUGUGAUCAGUGGGCUUCAGAAGCCAAAGCAGACAGAUAAUGGACCUCCCUCAUAUGGGGUAUCUCUGCUCGGAGAACCACCAAAAGACUUCAAGAUUCCACUCAAUCCAUACCUAAACCUGCAAAGUCUUCUCCCCACAAGUAAACUUGGAGGUGGAGCCAACAAAGCAUUCAACCUGAAGACUGGAGUACUUGGCAAUGUCUCCAAUCCCAGAAUUCCACAGGCCUCCAUGACUGACCCCGUGCUGCCCUCUCCUGGGUUGGCAGGAGACAAUUGUGCAUUUGACUAUCAGCCAGAUUUGGAAUCGCGAAUGUAUCCCCAGGCCAGAGAGACGGGGCCCCAGCUAGGUGGAUUUCCACCCAAGAAACAGAAGCUGUCAUCGCCUGGGUUUGAGCGGAACAAUCUGGGCCCCCCUUUGCCUCCUUUCUAUUCAGGAUCCCCAACCUCCUAUUUCACCAGUGGCCUUCAAGCUGGACUCAGGCAAAGCCACCUGAACAAAGCUGUUGGCAUGCCACCAAUGGGUACAGGAGACAGUAUCCUGGGACUAGGACCAACUAGUCACUCACAUGGUACCCACUCAAAGACUCCAGUUGGUGGCCAGAAGCGGGCCUUUUCCCACCUGCUCCCAUCACCAGAACCUAGCCCAGAAGGCAGUUAUGUUGGUCAGCACUCUCAGGGCUUGGGAGGGCACUACGCAGACUCAUACCUGAAGCGAAAGAGGAUAUUUUAAUCAAUUUGCUACUGAAGUGCUUCUACUUCUUCUCGCACCCACCCAUCCCAUUUCAAAUGUGUACAUUUUGUAAAAAUGUUUCGUGUUUUUGCUUUAGAUUUUUUUAAAGUCUGUGUGUAAAGGACUUGGCUUGUGAGUUUGGGGUCAGAUACAAGCACAUGCUUGAUCUUCAAGUGAGCACCAUUAACUCUGGAUGGACCAUUAGUGCUUUUCUGGAGUAAGUGGCCCUUUUUCUAGAUGAAGGCUAUUUGGGCAAUCAUGGGAAAUGUCUUCAAGCUGCAGGCAACCCCUGCAGCCCAUCAGUCGGCUGGACCAAAAUGAUUCUGAAUGCAUCCUUCCUCCUUGGCUCCUCCUGAUUCUGAUUGCAGUACUCAGGACUCAUGUAUCCUCCCUGCAUAAUCUUGUUGAGUAAUAAGGGCCUGGCCUUCUAAAGAGCUACAAGUUCCCUGCCUUAAACAGUUUCUAGCAAAGGAAUGUACGUGGAUGCUCUAGGUGCCUCUGGAUGCUACAGUGUGAUGGAGAGAACUAUUAAGAGGAAGGGUUUCACAUUGGGGCAACAGGGUCCUCCUGGUCAGCUGCAGUUCUCUACACUACCCUGCUCCUGGGAUCCUCAGGCUGAAUUUAAUGUGUCUGCCUCCUCACAGUUUUUAUCUUGUUUUUUAAUCUUAAACUUUGUUUUACUUUGGUCAUGAUAAAUGUGUAAACUACCUUUUUAAAAGUUUCAUGCUUUUAGUUUCGUUUUUAAAUAGUUUAGGAGUAUGUGAACUUCAAUAAUUUUUGUUUUUAAAAAAGCACCUGCCCUCUGAUGUGUGUGGUGUGUAAUUUUAUUUUUUGGUGAUGGGGGUGAGGGGACUAGACUAACUUCUUCUUCGGGUGCAAAUGAUAUUUUCCCCCUGAGUGAGUGUUGUUGUUUUUUAAUUUGACAACUGUCUUAAAUGCUGAGCCUGCAGCCUAAAUUGCCUUCAGGCCAAAUUUCUGUGGCUGCGACAAUCUUUGGGCACUACUUUCUAGGGUGACUCAAAAUUUUGUGUAAAAGUUUUGCAACUUGGUGGCAACAGGGGUCAGCAUCUAGCUUUUUGCAAGCAUGCAGCUUUGAAGCUGUACCAGCACUUGAUCGAACAUGUUAAAGCUGGUUCCACUGGACUGGCAGUUUUGACCCCCAAUCCUAACUUAAUGGAUUGUGAAUGUUUCUCCUUAUGCUGAGUUGAGGGUGGAUAGGAGGAAAGUGCAACCUCCUCUCACCAGGGAAGUUCCCAGACCUAACCUCCUCCAGAGGUGAAUGGGUAAACAUCUAAGCUGGUUUAAGCAGCCAGGGUUCAGAUUGGGAGGUGUUUUUCCCAUCAUACAUUCUCAGCAGCAAAGACCAGUGUGGGGUUUCUUUUGAGAUGGAGUGUGGGUCUGUGGCCGCCUUCCUGGAGGAUUUAUAGUUCUACCUAGAUAGGAUACAUUCUUUUCUGUUUUAUAAACAUGCUAUGAUGGUUUCUACUGUAGAUACUGGCUGGUUUGCUGUAUUUGUUGUGGGGUUUGAAAUCCCUUGACAGCUGGAUACCAACUUUCCAAAGUAAAGCUAUAUUUAUAUCAAGCCUUA